This is a messenger RNA of Lindgomyces ingoldianus, 180 nucleotides long. RefSeq lists its product as uncharacterized. The record is from RefSeq and is a predicted model, not a curated record. The coding region runs from base 1 to 180 and encodes 59 amino acids. Lineage: Eukaryota; Fungi; Ascomycota; Dothideomycetes; Pleosporales; Lindgomycetaceae. The transcript is spliced from 5 exons.
AUGCUCAAGCUACAAGCAAGAGGCGCUACUUGUAGCACUAGCGUGCUACUUGUUGCGCAAGCGAGGGAGCUGAUGCCGCAGAGCAUGCGCUACUCCGAGGGAGCUGAUGCCGCAGAGCAUCUUAUUGUUACAAUCCUUGCUCCGGUGAAAUGGUAUUUUCGGGAGCACGACGGCCUAUGA